CUUGCUUGUCAGCCCUGUCCCGCACCAAGCAAAGGCAAUCUCGUCUCCUGCCGGGUGCCUGCCCUUCGAUCGCCUCCGGCCUCCCCGUCCCCCCGCUCCCCGCCUGUCCUCCCUCUGAUCGAAAUGAAGUCGCUCUCGACCAUUCUGGUCCUUCUGCUCAGCGCGGUCUGUCUGGCUCUGGCCAAGUCGAGCCAGGGAUCGAGGGCCCUGGUUCUCUUGAACGAUCUGGCCGAGGCGCCUGCCUAUUCCCAGUUCCUCAAAUCACUCCAAGAUCGAGGCUUUACCCUCACCGUCAAGGCCGGCGCCGAUAAGGACGUUCGCCUGGUUUCGCAUGAAGAGCGAGUCGUCGAUCACGUCGUCAUCCUGUCUCCCAAAAUCUCAACCUACGGCGGAGACAUCACGGUUGGAUCGCUCAUCGACUUUGUCAGCCGUGGCGGAAACAUCCUCGCCGUCAGCUCUGCGGCCCAGUCCGAGUUCCUGCGAGACUUUGGCAUUGAGUUCUCGGUCGACUACGACGACUCGCAGACCCGUGUCAUCGACCACUUCAAUUUCGCCAACCAAGAUGCUCAGCACACACUCGUGGCCGCCAGCCGUCUGGUCUCCUCCGCCGCCAUCGUGCCCUCGCUCAGCGCUCCUGUUCUUUUCCGUGGCGUCGGCCAUCGUCUCAACGGAAAGAACCCUCUGAUCGUCCCCGUCCUGACCGGAUACCCUGGCCAGACGUACUCGUGGGACCUCAACGCCAACUCGGAGCUGGACCCAAAGACUGUCGUCGCCGGCGAGGAGGUUGUUCUUGCAAGCGCCCUGCAGGCUCGCGACAACGCCCGUGUCGUCUUUGUUGGCAGCAGCGACCUGUUCACGGAUGAGCUGAUUUCGUCGCCUGUUCAGGUCGGCGACAAGACCUACGCCAAGUCGGGCAACCUUGAGUUUAUCACCGAGCUUUCCAAGUGGGCUUUCGCUGAGAAGAGCGUCCUUCGCAUCAAAAAGUCCAAGCAUCACCGCGAAGGCGAGACGGAGCAGCACGGCAUUUACCGCAUCAAGGAUCAGAUGAUCUACCGUGUCGAUAUCUCAGAGUACCGUGAUGAUGUCUGGCAGCCCUUCCACGCUUCGGAUGUCCAAUUCGAGGCCCUGAUGCUCGACCCCUAUGUCCGCGUCAACAUGAAGGAGACUGCGGUCUCGCACGAUCCCACCGUCUCCCGCUUCACGGCCUCCUUCAAGCUCCCCGAUCAGUACGGUGUCUUCACCUUCAAGGUGGACUACCGACGACACGGCUACUCGUGGAUCACGGCUUCGGAUGUGGUCGAGAUUCGUCCCUACCGCCACAACCAAUACCCUCGUUUCCUGAGCGCCGCCCUGCCUUACUACGUCAACGCCUUCAGCAUGAUCCUGGCCUUCUUUUUGUUUGCCGUGGUGUUCCUUUACAACCGCGAGCCUGCUGGCAAGGCCAAGCAGCCCGGUUCCGCCAAGGCCAAGGCCAACUGAGCCGGCCUUUACACCGUUGUUCGCACCGGUGUCUCCAAUAAACACAGAGGCCUCAAUAGGACAGAACAGCACGGCGCAGUAC
Polychytrium aggregatum is the source of this 1561-nucleotide messenger RNA. RefSeq names its product Dolichyl-diphosphooligosaccharide--protein glycosyltransferase subunit WBP1. The transcript is spliced from 6 exons. NCBI's taxonomy places the organism in Eukaryota, Fungi, Chytridiomycota, Chytridiomycetes, Polychytriales. The record is from RefSeq and is a predicted model, not a curated record. Gene Ontology annotation, cellular component: oligosaccharyltransferase complex; endoplasmic reticulum membrane. Bases 124 to 1479 code for a protein of 451 amino acids.